Molecule: messenger RNA, 1448 nt
Organism: Musa acuminata subsp. malaccensis (wild Malaysian banana)
Lineage: Eukaryota; Viridiplantae; Streptophyta; Magnoliopsida; Zingiberales; Musaceae
Source: RefSeq, a predicted model, not a curated record
GAAGCAGAGAUGAAGGUAUUAUUAUAUGUUGGACGACGUAAAGAAGAAGAAGAAGAAUGAUGCACAAAAGAAGAGCCUCACUCUCUCGCUACAAGACGAGCCCACAAAUCCUAUCCUCAUCGGAGUCAACGUUUGGAGACACUCAUGUGCUCAUCGAUUGCUGCAUCUUUCCCUCGAAACCCCCUCCUUCCCACCCCACCAUCUACACAAACGCGGCUCCAGCCUCCCGGCAAUCCAUUGCAAGACUCUCUCCAAGCGCCGGGAAGAUGAUGAUGAGAGGUGCCUCGGUCUUCUUCCUCGCGGUGGUUCUUCUUCCUCUGCUUGUUCACGGCGACUGCGAGUGCUCCACCGAUGAGGCGGGCCGUGACAAGAAGAAGGCCCUCCCGCUGAAGAUUGCAGCGAUAUUUUCCAUCCUUGUGUGCGGCAGUAUCGGCGUCUGCAUCCCCAUCUUAGGCAAAUGGUGGCCCGCUCUUCACCCGGAAAAGGAUGUCUUCUUCGUCAUCAAGUCGUUCGCUGCCGGUGUCAUUCUCGCCACCGGCUUCGUCCACAUCCUCCCCGACGCUUUCGACGGCCUCACCUCCUCGUGUCUCGAUCCGAGUCCUUGGCAGAAGUUUCCGUUUGCUGGGUUCGGCGCGAUGGUCGCCGCGAUCGCGACGCUGAUGAUGGACACUGUGGCCACCGGAUACUUUAGCCGCUCGCACAGCGCUAGGGCUCGGACGGCGGCCGUGACCGAUGAGACCAAGGCCGACAUGGAGGCUCCCCACGGCAUGCACGGGCACAACGACGUUCACGUACAUAGCCAUGCAAAUCACGGUCACAUUCACGAGGAUCCUUCGGCUCAGCAGCUGAUCCGCCAUCGCGUUAUCUCUCAGGUUUUGGAGCUCGGCAUCGUGGUUCAUUCUGUAAUAAUUGGGAUUUCCUUGGGCGCAUCGGAGACUCCAUCUACGAUAAGGUCUCUGCUGGCCGCUCUCAGCUUUCAUCAGUUCUUUGAGGGUGUAGGGCUCGGAGGAUGCAUCGUGCAGCAUUGUGGUUUUGUGUCGCAGGCGAAGUACCAAAUGAAGUCAAUGGUAACGAUGGGGCUCUUCUUCUCCCUCACGACACCGGUUGGGAUUGCGGUAGGUAUGGGAACAUCAUCGGUGUACGACGAAAACAGUCCCACAGCUCUCGUCGUCGAAGGUCUUCUGGAUUCUGCCUCCGCCGGAAUCUUGAUUUAUAUGGCCCUCGUUGAUCUGCUUGCCCAAGAUUUUACGAAUCCGAGGGUGCAGAGCAAACCCAAAUUACAACUUGCCAUGAACAUCUCUCUCCUUCUGGGAGCAGCACUCAUGUCUAUUCUUGCCAAGUGGUCUUAGAACCAUUUGUACUCUGUACGAUAGAUAAUUUUUGCAUCGUUAUUAUUAUAGUUGUCUGUGAAAUUUGUGAUGCUAGUGGAAAUUACUUUUUAGGAGUGC